AUGAAGUAUACGUCUGUUCUGUCUGCUUCGGCAUUGACUAGCUUAGCGAGCUCAUCCGCCCUUGUACCUCGAGAAGCCAGAGUCGUCCCGCCCAAUGCACUAGAUACAUGGAAGCGUGCCUCGCCGCAGGCACCCGAUGGCUAUGCGCCAGCCGAAGUUGAUUGCCCGUCUACGCGCCCAAGUAUUCGAUCCGCCGACAAGCUUUCUCAGCGCGAGACAGACUGGCUCCAAAAGAGAAGGCCAAACACAGUGCAGCCUAUGCGCGAGUUUCUGGAACGGGUCAACAUUGAGGGCUUCGACGUUGGACAAUAUAUCAGCAACCACCAGGACAACACCACCGCCUUACCGAACAUUGCGAUCUCGUUUUCUGGUGGAGGAUACCGAGCCCUUUUGAACGGUGCAGGUGCUCUGGCAGCGUUAGAUAGCCGGACAAACAACUCGACAGGUUCGGGACAUUUGGGAGGAAUAUUGCAGGCAGCCACCUAUGUUUCGGCGCUAUCUGGUGGAGGCUGGAUGCUCGGCAGCAUCUACGCCAACAACUUUACCUCAGUUGAGUCCAUUAUCAACAAAGGCGAGGACUCGUCGAUUUGGCAAUUCCAGAACUCGCUGUUCAAAGGCCCCCCUACGGAAGGAAUCCAACUACUUUCGACUGCGCAGUACUUUGAGAACCUGGUCAGCACGACUAGGGCCAAGGCGGACUCAACUGCCGGUGACUUCAACACGUCGAUCACGGAUGUUUAUGGUCGCGGUCUCUCUUUCCAGCUCAUCAACGCCAGUGACGGAGCCCCAGCCUACACCUUCUCGUCCAUUGCGGAUGACCAAGACUUCUCAACCGGAAAUGCACCAAUGCCUAUUCUUGUGGCGGACGAGCGUUCGCCUGGAGACCUGAUUGUCUCCCUGAAUGCUACCAACUUCGAGUUCAACCCUUUCGAAAUGGGUUCCUUUGACCCUACGACCUACGGCUUUGCUCCACUGAAGUACAUUGGUUCCAACUUCAGCGAGGGUUCGCUGGCCCAAGACCAGGGCUGCGUUGCUGGAUUUGACAACCUAGGCUUUGUUAUGGGAACUAGCAGUUCCUUGUUCAACCAGAUUUUCCUUCAACUCAAUUCCUUCCAGAACAUUCCCGAGAUUCUUUUGAAUUUUGUUUCAGACAUCCUCCAGGGUAUCGGCGAGGAUGGUGACGAUAUCGCCGACUAUUCACCCAACCCUUUCUACCACUACCACAACGAGACGAACCCCAGUGCUGAUAGGGAGCGUCUGACUCUCGUUGACGGUGGCGAGGAUGGCCAGAACAUCCCCUUCAACCCGGUCAUUCAGCCGAUCCGCCAGGUCGACGUCAUCUUUGCCGUUGACUCUUCUGCUGACACUGUCGACGCGGACGACCCAUCGCAGAACUGGCCUAACGGCACUUCUCUAGUAGCAACGUAUGAGCGUGCAAGCGGAAGCCUCAUGAACAGGACGUCGUUCCCCUACAUCCCUGGCCAGGAUACGUUUGUUGCUCUGGGCAUGAACAGCCGCCCAGCAUUCUUCGGUUGCAACAGCAGCAACGUUACCACUGGUGACAACAUUCCUCCUCUGGUUGUUUACCUUCCCAACGCUCCUUAUGUCUUCUGGUCCAACCAGUCGACUUUCGGCAAGCUCGACUACACCAUCGACGAGCGCAACGGCAUGAUCGAGAACGGUUAUGAUGUCAUCACCCAGGGCAACUCGACGCGUGAGGGUGCUUCGAACUGGCCGACUUGCGUCGGAUGCGCUAUCCUCUCUAGGAGUUUGGAGCGUAACGGCGAGGCUAUCCCACAAGUGUGCCAGCAGUGCUUUACUGAUUACUGCUGGAACGGUACCACGGUUGACAGGGCGCAGAACUACACCCCUUCGAUGAUCCUUAGUCAGCUUGCCGCUACCGACAAGGACAGCGGUGUCGGAAAGUUCGUACCCAACGUACUCGGCCUUGCGAUGGUAGCAGCCGUGUCGGGAUUCCUGAUGAUAUACACAAUGGCUGUCCCUUCCCUUGAGACCGCGCCCGUACUCUCUACGCCCGAUACGCACAUCUUCGAAGACCCUACACCCGCGGUAGACACGUCCAGUCUCCCCAGACUUUCAGAUGAGCAGAUUACGCUCACGUAUGAAAUCGAGCGGACGGUCAGGGAGAUACGGGAGGGACGAUGGAAGAGGAUCGCGCUGCAGUUCCCCGAUCACAUGCUCACGGAUGCACCGAGAGUAUAUGAGCAGCUGAGUCGGGGGUUGAGCAAGGAGAGGAUGGCGCAGAAUGGAAAGCAAGAAACAAAUGGACCUGUAAAUGGUGCGACUGUAGCAGAAGAUCUCAGCACAGACAUGGGCAAGACUUCGAUAGCUGAGCAAGAGAGUAGCCAGGAGAGUCUGUUCAUACUCGGCGACACGUCGUACGGUGCGUGCUGUGUCGACGAGGUUGCUGCAGAGCACGUUGAUGCGGACGUUGUGGUACACUACGGUCGCUCAUGUCUGUCGCCUCCUUCAAAGCUACCGGUCGUAUACGUGUUUACGGAACGACCGCUGGAUCUCGAUCCGGUAGUUGCGACGUUCAAAGAGACAUACCCGGAUAAGGAGGCAAAGAUCAUACUCAUGGCCGACAUACCGUACUCACACCACGUCCCUACCCUCUACAAACGCUUAUGCGACGACGGCUACACGAAUCUGCACGCUACUGAAAUCGUCCACAACCCUUCCUCGCCGCUCCCAAACCGAACAGCACCACUCGGAACGUCAGAAACAGACGAAGCCCUCCACGACUAUGCGCUAUUCCACAUCUCCGACCCACCAACCUCACUUCUUCUCACCCUCUCCUCGCGCGUCGCCUCGAUACACAUCUAUCCCACCGAAAGCACCUCUUCCGUGGCACCCACCGCUUCGCUCACGAAUACCGCGAUGGCCCUCCGCCGCCGCUACGCCCUCCUCACUUCUCUCUCCACGACCCCCAUCUUCGGCAUCCUGAUAAAUACCCUCUCCGUAAAGAACUACAUGCACAUCCUCUCGCACGUGCAACGGCAAAUAACUGCGGCAGGCAAGAAAUACUACACGUUCGUCGUAGGUAAAGUCAAUGCGGCCAAGGUAGCCAACUUCAGUGAAGUGGGCGGCUGGGUUGUAAUCGGCUGCUGGGAGAGUAGUUUGAUUGAGAGCAGAGAGUUCUGGCGGCCGAUGAUAACGCCGUGGGAACUCAAGGUGGCGUUGCAAGGUGAUGAAGAGAGGGUGUGGACGGGGGCCUGGGAGGGCGAUUUCCAAAAGGUACUUGAUGAAGAGGUCAAGGAUGAGGGGAACAAGGCCGAUGGUAGUGUAGAGGGAACGGGUAUUGGGCAGGAGCAGGAAGAAGACGCAAAUGCGAAUGGAGAUUACGAUUCUGAAGAGGAGUCUGCGCCUCCUGAGUUUGAUCUCAGAACUGGUCGUUAUGUGUCUCAUGCGAGACCCAUGCGCUCGACCGCCACUCCGAAGGCUGUCAAUGGUAACGCGGCGUCGUCUGGUUCGGCAUUGAUCAAACGAGCGAAUGGCGAUAUCGCAGCAGUGGGAGGUGUGGCUUCACCGGGCGCUGAGUACCUGCGCUCAAACAGGACGUGGCAGGGUCUGGGCACCGACUAUCGAGACACCGAAGAUGAAGAAAAUGGUACUGGUAGUGCGAGAGCGGCUAAGAUGGAAGAGGGUAGAAGUGGGAUUGCAAAAGGUUAUGUUGUUGGUGAACAAGGAAGUAGGCACUGA
Molecule: messenger RNA, 3723 nt
Organism: Alternaria burnsii
Lineage: Eukaryota; Fungi; Ascomycota; Dothideomycetes; Pleosporales; Pleosporaceae
Product: lysophospholipase 3 precursor
Exons: 3
Coding region: 1-3723 (1240 amino acids)
Biological process (GO): glycerophospholipid catabolic process; protein histidyl modification to diphthamide
Cellular component (GO): cytosol; intracellular membrane-bounded organelle
Molecular function (GO): 2-(3-amino-3-carboxypropyl)histidine synthase activity; A2-type glycerophospholipase activity
Source: RefSeq, a predicted model, not a curated record